Molecule: messenger RNA, 4205 nt
Organism: Camelus dromedarius (Arabian camel)
Lineage: Eukaryota; Metazoa; Chordata; Mammalia; Artiodactyla; Camelidae
Gene: SLC7A11
Product: solute carrier family 7 member 11
Exons: 12
Coding region: 503-1984 (493 amino acids)
Biological process (GO): amino acid transmembrane transport
Cellular component (GO): membrane
Molecular function (GO): L-amino acid transmembrane transporter activity
Source: RefSeq, a predicted model, not a curated record
UUCUCUGAAAGCUUUGGCCAGUUGAGCAACUUGCUGCUAGUGUUAAAAAAAAAAGAAGAAGAAAAAAGGAAAAAAAAAAAAAAAAGAGCUGAGUAAUGCUGGAGCCUUCUCAUGUGGCUGAUGCAAACCUGGAGAAUUUGCAUCAUCAUCUAGCUAGAGUAAGUUGGUGUGACAGGCAGGAGCUUAAAUACCAGCCCACGAGGAAGCUGAGCUGGUCUGUAAUGAUAGGGCAGCUGCCGCAGCCGCCGCAGCAGAGGUAGUCGGGGAGGUGGGGGACCCGAGCACCAUGAACGAACGCACAGGUGUUCCUGAGGAGUAAUUAGAUUGCUGAAGGCGAAAAUACACCUUAGAGUCUUACCUGUGAGUACACUAGCACUGAGAAAGAAUCUGAAAGCAAACGGGAGGAGAUCGAUCAGUCACACCAAGAGGCAUCCAAGUUGAAAGUUUGUGGGCUUUAUUUUUUUCCCUCUGUUUCCUGUUUCCUCACACGUGGGUCCCUGCAAUGGUCAGAAAGCCCGUUGUGUCCACCAUCUCCAAUGGAGGUUACCUGCAGGGGAAUGUUCAAGGGAGGCUGCCUUCCCUGGGCAGCAAGGAGCCACCUGGGCAGGAGAGAGUUGUGCUCAAGAAGAAAAUCACUCUGUUGAGAGGAAUCUCCAUCAUCAUCGGCACCAUCAUUGGAGCAGGAAUCUUCAUCUCUCCCAAGGGCAUCCUCCAGAACACGGGCAGCGUGGGCUUGUCUCUGGUUAUCUGGACGGUCUGUGGGGUCCUGUCACUGUUUGGAGCCUUGUCCUAUGCUGAAUUGGGAACCAGUAUAAAGAAAUCUGGCGGUCAUUACACAUACAUCCUGGAAGUCUUUGGCCCAUUACCAGCUUUUGUGCGAGUCUGGGUGGAACUGCUCGUAAUACGCCCUGCAGCCACUGCUGUGAUAUCUCUGGCAUUUGGACGCUACAUUCUGGAACCAUUUUUUAUUCAAUGUGAAAUUCCUGAACUUGCAAUCAAGCUCAUUACAGCCGUGGGCAUAACCGUGGUGAUGGUCCUAAAUAGCAUGAGUGUCAGCUGGAGCGCCCGGAUCCAGAUUUUUCUAACCUUUUGCAAGCUCACAGCAAUUCUGAUAAUUAUAGUCCCUGGAGUGAUGCAGCUAAUUAAAGGACAAACACAACACUUUAAAGAUGCCUUUUCAGGAAGAGAUGCAAGUAUUAUGGGAUUGCCACUGGCUUUUUAUUAUGGAAUGUAUGCAUAUGCUGGCUGGUUUUAUCUCAACUUUGUUACUGAAGAAGUGGAAAAUCCUGAAAAAACCAUCCCCCUUGCCAUAUGUAUAUCCAUGGCCAUUGUCACUGUUGGCUACGUGCUCACAAACGUGGCCUACUUUACGACCAUUAGUGCUGAGGAGCUGCUGCUUUCCAAUGCAGUGGCAGUGACCUUUUCUGAGCGGCUCCUGGGAAAUCUCUCAUUAGCAGUUCCGAUCUUUGUUGCCCUCUCCUGCUUUGGCUCCAUGAAUGGUGGUGUGUUUGCUGUCUCCAGGUUAUUCUAUGUCGCAUCUCGAGAGGGUCACCUUCCAGAAAUCCUCUCCAUGAUUCACGUCCGCAAGCACACGCCUCUGCCAGCUGUUAUUGUUUUGCACCCUUUGACCAUGAUAAUGCUCUUCUCUGGGGACCUCUACAGUCUCUUGAAUUUCCUCAGUUUUGCCAGGUGGCUUUUUAUUGGGCUGGCAGUUGCUGGGCUGAUUUAUCUUCGAUACAAACGCCCAGAUAUGCAUCGUCCUUUCAAGGUGCCGCUGUUCAUCCCAGCCUUGUUUUCCUUCACGUGUCUCUUCAUGGUCGCCCUUUCCCUUUAUUCGGACCCAUUUAGUACAGGGAUUGGUUUCAUCAUCACUCUGACCGGGGUCCCUGCCUACUAUCUGUUUAUUAUAUGGGACAAGAAACCUAAGUGGUUUAGAAGAAUGUCAGGACCUCAAAUGGUGUUUGAGGCAGGAAUAAAGGCAUAAAGCUGGAGAAGUAGCCAAAGGUCAAGCCAUAUGGGAAUACAUCAGACUUGGUGAGAAAUCUUUAUAUGACUCGUUGGAAGGUAAGCUUUCAGAAAACCCUGUGGUGAGUAGAGACUAAAUUCUAGAGAACCAUGUAAGAAGUGCUACAAUAAAGAGGUUGUGACAGUGUUCUAGGCAAGACAUGACAAGAACCAAGCCAGGGUGGUGGACAUAGAGACUGAUACAAGGGGUGUAUUGGUCCUAUUGCUGUGAUGAUAAAUCACUACAUACUUAAUGGCUUAAAAACAACACAGAUGCAUUAUCCUACAGUUCUGGAGAUCAGAAGUCUGAAAUGGGUCAUAGAAUAGGGCUAAAAUUAAGGCUUCAGCAAAACUAUGUUCCAUCUGCUUGCUUUAGGGAAGAAUUUGUUUCUUUGCCUUUUCCAGAUUUCCUGCAUUCCCUGGCUCGUUCUCUCUUCUUUGCAUCACUCUAAUUUCUGUAUCUGUUAUCACAUCUCUGACUGUAACCCUCCUGCCUACCUCUUAUAAAAACUAUGAUCACACUGGGGUUGGCUCACCCAGAGAAUAUGAGAUGGUCUCCUCAUCUCAACAUCCUUAACUGAAUCACAUCUACAAAGUCCCUCUGGCCAUAUAAGGUAACAUAUUCACAGGUUUGGGGGAUUAGGCUGGAAGUAUCUUUAAAGGGCCGUUAUUCUGUCUACCACACAGGACGUGCUGAAAAAAUAUUUACAAGGACUUGGUAAUUUAUGGAGAGAGUGUGGGAUGAGUGAAAGAGAAAGUAAAGCAUUCCCACGUAUUUAACUUAGCUGACUUUAAGAAAGAUGUCAUCGACUGACAUGAGGCAUAGUGAAGGAAGAAUCAUUCAGGUGUGAGGUGUGGAGCGUGGAGAGUUUGAGGAGCCCGUGGAACUUCAAGCCGACAGGAGAUGUCUAGCUAUCUAGCAGGUGUGUUGCUAUCUGAACCUGCAGCUUAGAUGAAAAUUGUGUUGGGAGUUUAAAUUUGGAUGUUUUCAGCCGUUAGGAAGCGGAGUUGAAGCCAUGUUGGAUGGAAACACAUCAGGAGAGACUGAGAGUGAGAAACACAACAGGAAGCUGGUAUUAGGGGUGUUUGAAAGAGCAGCCCUACAUGUUGACUGAGGAGGAUUUGUCAGAAAUGGAAAAUUGGUGGAACAGAGAUUCUUGGGAGCCCAGGCAACUGAGCAAUGGUUUUUACACUGUGCUCCUCAAAGUACCCCUGAGGGUUACUGCAUUUCCCAAUAGCAGAGAGGAGUGAAUCAACGGGACUCCACACCUCUCACCAAGAUCAGAGUAACUAUGCUUUUAUUUGAGUCAUAGGUUUGCAUUUCUCCAUAAGGUUUUAUUUAAAUGAGGGGCUUUGUUAUGAAAUUGUAUUUAAAAUUUGCAAAUCUCUAUAGUAGAGAAGUUGAGGUAGAGUGAAUGAUGAAUGUCCCGUGAUCCCUUGGCGAGGGCAUAGCAUGAAUGUAGCCAAACCAAUGCAGCUACUGAUUACUCUUAUUAAUCUGUGUAAUUAACAGUGAGUGGUGUUGGUUCCCUGUGUUCUUACAGCAUCUUGUGCGGUGCUUGAUCGUGGCACUUUUCAUAUUGCAUUUUCAUUUUUGUUUUAGUGUCCCUAUAUUCCCCUCUAGAUUGGGAACACACUAAAAAUCUCUCCAGUGGCUUUCAUCUUUGUAUUGCAAGUGUAAAAAGAUGAGGAAAAAAUUAUUCCUGAGAUUUCAUCCUAAGGAGAAACUUUGCCUAUUUUCAGGGAGAGAGAGACAGACCUCAAAAGCAUGCUUAAACAAAAUGUGAUGCUUACUAAACUGCUUUGCAGGAUAAAGGGAGAGAAAUUUUGUUACCGAAAAGAAAGGUGAGGAAAAGGAAGAAUGAUCAAAGAAUAAAGGGAAAAAGAAAGCAAAGAGAAUGCAGGGGAUCUUAAGAUGCAACUCUGGCCCAUAAAUUGCCAAUAAUGUUCCUACAUUUAUAAAUCCUUCCCUUAAAAUUAAUAACUGAUAAAGGUUAUGAGUUUUUGGCUGAGCUAAUAUAGAGCAAAACGGAGACAGUGUGUAUAGAGGAGAUAUUUGACAUAAGUACCAUGGAAAUGUAAUAUCUGGGAAUUUGAAGAGAUCACAAAGAGGCUUUGAACUUUAACAGGCAAAGGGUAUUUCAAAUAGGAUAUUUCAGACCAGUGCAGCCCAGUAGAAAAGUAAUGGGAAUCACAAAAAG